This is a messenger RNA of Chelmon rostratus (copperband butterflyfish), 2975 nucleotides long. RefSeq names its product Scm polycomb group protein like 4 (gene scml4). The record is from RefSeq and is a predicted model, not a curated record. Bases 170 to 1222 code for a protein of 350 amino acids. Lineage: Eukaryota; Metazoa; Chordata; Actinopteri; Chaetodontiformes; Chaetodontidae. Gene Ontology annotation, molecular function: protein binding. The transcript has 7 exons.
CGACCCGAGCCGAGGGUUCCGCGGUGUUCCCGCCGCUUCUGCGGCUCCAUGCGCCGGCUCGGCGUCUGGACGCAGGCGGCCCGCUGCGGAGACAUGGAUCCCCGCCGCUGAAUCGACCCCAUCGAGAUAGUGUGAUGUAGCUCACCUUCCCCCGGCGGGCUGUGAGGGCAUGAGACUGCGAGGAGGGCGGGAUUCCAACCCUGACUCCCACCUGGAACUGGCCCCUCCUGCCCGUCGUCCGGUUGCCUGGUUGCCCGGCGUCCUCAGCAAGGGUGUACGCCUUCGCCUGCGUUUGGAUCGGCGUGACGACCGGGGGCGGGGCUGCUGGCAGCUGGUGGACUUGGAGACCGAGUCCGAGCCAGUUGGGCGGAGACUGAGGAGCCGGGCCCCUGACACCUGCGCAGAAAGUCUGAUGAGUACCCUGUCUGCUGGCUCAGAGAUGCAGACUCCAGCUCUCGGCCCCCAGUUCAUGGCGGGGCCCCAGGGUAAGGUGCCCGGCAGGAAAAGGGGACGGCCUCCUAUCCGCAAGCUGGAGUUCCAGAGUCACUACGUCGAGCCUAUGAUGCCCCUCAAGAUCCCGAAGAAGAGAGGCAGGAAACCUGGCUUUAAGCUGAAGCCCAGGAUGGUGAUGUCCCCACUAGCUAACUCUCCUCCCAGCAGCACACCAGAACCUGAGAUGGGCUCCCUCCCGCAGGAUGCCGCCAUCGUCCCCCACUCUGCCACGCCGCAAGCCCUGACAGAGACGCCAAUGCCUGACGACUUCUUAUGUGACACUCUGGUGGACUCCAAGCGCUACGCUGUAGAUCCCAGUGACUCCGCCUUCAACGUUGUGACGUCACAGUACCCGCCAAAGCACGCCUAUAGUUACCGUGGUAGCAGUUGCUCUACUCCAAUGGGCUUGUGCAGACAGGCAUCGAGCCCAGGAAGCUUCCAGGAAGGAAACAGGAAUGCCUACAGUCCGAUGCCAGACAGCGGAGAGUGCAAACGUCCCGCUGGUAAGGACCCGUCCAGCUGGGGUGUUGAGGAGGUCGUUUGGUUCAUCAAAGAUGCUGACCCCCAAGCCCUGGGACCCCAUGCCGACGCCUUCAGGAAGCAUGAGAUAGACGGAGACGCUCUGCUCUUGCUGAAAAGCGAGAUGAUGAUGAAGUAUCUGGGACUGAAGCUGGGACCUGCGCUUAAACUCUGUUACCACAUCGACAGGCUGAAACAGAAUCGGUUGUGAUUUGCCGCAGAGGAGCCGGGCCACUGAUCCACCUUCCACUAAAACUGUACCGCCGCAGAUUCUGUCAAACUUUACCAGCCAUCAGCAAUACAUCAAGAACUCCUCUGGAUCCAGAUCGCGCGCUUGUCGACUUUUACUGCAUCUGCACCAGAUUUUUGUUGCCUGCAAAUUGACUAUUUACAGCUGAAGCAAUUAUUUCAUCUCCAUCGCUGUUAACUGGGCAUCUGGAUGGCUUUAGAUUGUAAAUAGCUCAGCUCCACAUGGCAGCUACUGUAUAUGGAACCAUGGCGUCCGCUCUGCAGACUGCACACAGCUUAUGCAGAUCUUGAUCAUGGGCGCUCAACACCUGUGAAGACCCACAGAGACAGGGAGCUUAAGAAACUUGUAUGGUGCUUUACCUUUUUAUCAUAUUUAAACUUAAAGAAGUCUUUGGGUGAAGGCACAGUGCUGCUGCAGUUUUAAAAUAAUAGUUUUGUGAGUUAGUUUUGUUGUAGACUGAUGAUAAUGCUUACCCAGGUAUCACUCCUCGAUACAAACACGCUCUCCCAAACUCGUCAGUAAGUAUUGAAAUCAUUUGGCGUUGACCAGUAGCUGGUUCUUCAAACUACGAGGAAGCAUCCUAAAUAUAAAUGAGAAAUCCUGACCUGAAAGGAUGACAUUUUCUAAUCCUUUUCAUUUUGUAUCAAGGUUUUAUCUGAAUGGGAAAAUGUGAAAAUCUGCAUUAGAAACUGAGUGAUAUGCUGAACUUUUUUUUUUUCACACAAACCACAGCACUGCAGUGAAGCGACCAAUCAGAGCUGCAUGUGAUCACACAGCGCUCAUAACAACAGGAAGGAACGGAGACAGUGGCAGACGCUGAGGUUUUUCACCAUGUUCUUGUUAAUUAUAUAUCAUGUGACAAUCCUUGCUUUUAAAGUGACAGUGUUGAAUAGCAGGCCACGGUGCAACCUAACAUGUCAGGCUUUUGUUUUACGGUUGCAAUGUAGUGUGAGAGAAAGCAGCUUGUAGCGAACUUGGUGCUCACUGAAACCAUUAUUGCCACUACAACCACACUGAACCACUCUCCUCACACACUUCUGUCUCUUCCAGAUUAAGCUACAGUUUACAUUCCUCACAUGCAAUACCUCUUCAGACAUUUUGAAUAUUCAUGCCUCUGAGUCAUGUUUUUGUUCUGCCUAAUGAUAAAGCAGUAUUUCAUCUUCAAACUGUAAAAAAUGACAAGUGUCUUUAGCAUUAAAAAUGACAGCCACCAAAUACAGUUUUGUCAUAUAAAAUUGUACACACAACAACUUGUAAACACAUUAAUGAUCAAUCACAUGCUGUGUUUGACAAACUUAUGUAACUUGUUGUUAAACUCGCUUUUUUUUAACUGACUGUACAGUACUUGUUACUCACUUUAAUAUUUUGUGUCCUUCGUGUUUUGCUUAACUUUGUAAAGUCAGUGCGCCACAGACUUGUGUGAGUACAGCAUGUAUGUCUAUGUAUGAAUUCUGUAUUUUAUGACUGUCUUGCGCCCUAGUGAGUGAUGGGCUGCAUUUAACUUUUAUGUUUUAUUAUAAUUUCCAAUCUGAUACAUUGAUUUCACUGAAUUCAGUGGUGCUGUUUACCCAAAAUAGCCAAAUGUUUUCCACAAAAUUUUAGCACACCUGUGAGCCAUAUUCAAUCAAUUUUGACUCCCUAGUGACCCUCCUUUUCUUUUGAAUAUAAUGUUUUUUAAAACAUACUUUUUCCAGACAAAAUAAAUCUUCUUCUU